CCAAACAUGGACUGUGGUAUAAUAAUAUACUCUCUUUUUCUGGUGUCUGUUUCAGGACAGAAUCUGUACCAAGACCAGAUAUCGGAGACUAGGAGAAAAGGACAAAGGGUCGCCUUCAAAUCAGAUUUCUCCGCUUCUUUGGAGUCUGGCACAUAUGAGCUGAAGAUCCAGUCAGUUAAAGAGUCCCAUUCUGCCACCUACUACUGUGCCUGUUAUAAAAGUGGAACCCACAUUUUCACUGUGUACAAUGUAAAGAUAUUUGGCACCGGGACAAGACUUUAUGUGACAGACCAGGAAGUCCAAAAACCCAUCGUGACGAUCUACCCACUGUCUAACCCUGAGCCAAAAGGAAACACCACCCUGCUAUGUUUGGCUAAGGACAUGUUCCCAGACUUAGUCAAGAUCUCAUGGAAGAUGAGGAAUGAGAAUGGCACAGCAGAAGAGAUGCCUCAAGAAGAGAAGAAACAGCUGGAACAGAUGGAUGAAGGACAGACGACCAGUAUGAUCAUCAUUGAUGGAGAGAAGGCCAAUGUUAAUAAAUACAUCUGUUGGGUGGAGCAUGAAGUAUGCAAUAAGCCUGACACAAAAACAGAAACAGUAACAGAAUCCAUCAACACCAUAUAUAAUCUGAACCUGGCCUCGCUGGCUUAUACAGUGAUGAUAGUGAAGAGCCUGGUGUUCUGCUGUGGGUUUGCUCUCCUGCUUCAACUGAGGAACAUGGGAAGUAGACCUUGCGGCCUCACAUUCAAUUAACACCUACUGGGUCUGAGUUGUCCACUAAUUCCAGGUAAAAUCAAGAAUAAUUUGAACUAUGUCAAUGGAGUUGAAAUGAAAGAUCCAUAUUUUUUCUUGGGACUUACAAGUCAACACAGGAUUACAAAAACUGCAGAAUAAUAUAAUUCAAACAUAAUCAUUUGGAGUUGUAGUGGGAAGCAUCGGUGUAGGUUUGUUUGUAUAUUGGAG
Molecule: messenger RNA, 963 nt
Organism: Esox lucius (northern pike)
Lineage: Eukaryota; Metazoa; Chordata; Actinopteri; Esociformes; Esocidae
Product: immunoglobulin lambda-1 light chain-like
Exons: 6
Coding region: 7-753 (248 amino acids)
Source: RefSeq, a predicted model, not a curated record